CGAAUCAUCCGAUAUAUAAAUACAUGUAUCGUCAUCAACAACCUGUACAGGUGAUAACGCUGGUUUAUCCAGGUACCCACGACCACAGGGCGGAGAAAACUCGGGAAUCUCAUUUAAAAUGGCACAAAAACUAAAACCAGAUGAGCUGAAAGAGGCACAAGCAUGCUUCUCCCUCUUCGACAUGGACAACGAUGGUAAGAUUGCUACCAAGGACCUUGGCACGGUCGUCCGGUCAUUAGGAUGCAAUCCGUCGGAAGCGGAAGUGACGCAGCUCAUCCGGGAAGUUGACAUCGAUGGAAGUGGACAGGUGGAAUUUUCAGAGUUUAUUGCGAUGUUUGAGAGACAUCGACAUGAAAAAAACACGGAGGAGGAGAUUAUUGACGCCUUCACUGUUUUCGACAAAGAAGGCAACGGGUACAUCAGUGCUGCAGAACUUCGUCACGUGAUGACGAAUCUCGGCGAGAAAUUGCGAGAUGAGGAGAUUGACGAGAUGGUGCGUGCUGCUGACAUGAAUGGAGAUGGUCAAAUUAAUUACAAAGAGUUUGCACACGUUCUCCUUGCAAAUUAAAAUGAAUAUAU
Magallana angulata is the source of this 579-nucleotide messenger RNA. Its product is annotated as neo-calmodulin-like. Bases 119 to 568 code for a protein of 149 amino acids. Gene Ontology annotation, molecular function: calcium ion binding. The transcript has 5 exons. Lineage: Eukaryota; Metazoa; Mollusca; Bivalvia; Ostreida; Ostreidae. The record is from RefSeq and is a predicted model, not a curated record.